Molecule: messenger RNA, 3617 nt
Organism: Ilex paraguariensis (yerba mate)
Lineage: Eukaryota; Viridiplantae; Streptophyta; Magnoliopsida; Aquifoliales; Aquifoliaceae
Source: the annotation of a GenBank genome assembly
CACAGGGGCCAAUCUGCAAUUUCGGCAAAAUUAAAAAUCAUUUUAAUUGGUCAUUGACAUAGAUAUCAAGCCCAACCUGAGUAUAUUUUUGUUGGAAUUGAGCAUAAUUUUUUAGCCAUGUUUCUGUAAAACCCUCUCUCCGGCUUCUUUAUUCCAUAAAGAGAAAGCGGCAUUUACAGAGAGAGAGAAAGAGGGGCACAAAAGGCGGAGGCAACAUACAGUCUUCCCAUCACUGAACCCAAACAGAGAUAGAUACAUCGAAGUCUUCAUUCAUAUACAUAGAGAGAAAGAGAUAUAAACGAAACCCUAGGCACACAAAUCUGUAUUGGUUGUCUCCAGAUAGUCCAGUUGCCGUUGAACUGGUUCAGGCCAAUAAAGUAGUUUGAGUGCUUCGUCUAGUAGGACUUGAGAACUUUGACGUCAUCAAACGAGUUGAGCAUUGGAUUUUUUCCUAAGAGGACACAAUGGAGCUAAAAGUUUCAUCUCCAUUGCUUUCUGAUUGUGCCAGUGAUCCUGUGGAGAAAGAAAUCAGUGAUGAUGAUGAUGAUGAUCGUAACCAUAAGCAUCGCAAGCGGGAGGCACAGUCUCAAUCUUUGGAGAGAGAUGCUCUGGAACAAGUUCUAGCAAGGCCAUACAGAAAGCGGAACAAGCCCUUUGAAAAUGGGCGCUUUUACAGGGAAGACAAUUCUCAGUCAAGUGAAACCUGGAAAAAUUAUAAUAAUGCUCCUCUGGAAAAAGAUCUCUCUGCAAAAUUCGAGAAGAGACGCCCAGGCUUAGCACCAUUUUCCAGAGCGACAUUAGAUGUAAACCAAAGAUUCAGGGUGAACCAUUUUUUGUCUGGUAAUCCUGGUCCUGGCAGGGGUCGAGGAAGAGAAUCUGGUUCCUGGAGCCAACGUGAUUCUAGGUUUAGCUCAAUUGAUAUUGCGUCUCAAAUGGUUCAACAGGGAGCUGUUCCGCCAAAUUUUCUUGCUGGGAGAGGGGUCCCGGUUGCUUCAAACACACAGAGUGCAUCCUGGGGCUCAUUUGGAUUGGUUCCAGGCAUACCAAAUGGUGGUCUGGAUUCACUGCAUCCCCUUGCUUUGCAUGGAACACUCGGGCCAUCCAUCAAUCCUUCAUUAAGUACAUGCAUUCCACGCCAGCGAUGUAGAGACUUUGAGGAGCGUGGAUUUUGCUUAAGAGGAGACAUGUGCCCAAUGGAGCAUGGGGUUAAUCGUAUUGUUAUUGAAGAUGUACAGAGCCUUUCACAGUUUAAUCUCCCUGUUUCACUACCAAGUGCACACAUGAUGGCAACGCCUGCUGGACUAGGACCUUUACCCGCAAUUAGUGCUCCUUCAAGCACAAUGAUGAAUAGCAAAGGGUUACAUGGCAAAAGUAGCAAGCCCGAAAGGGCAGAUGAUGGAUUGGACUUGAAUGGUGAUUUUGGUGGUUCUGCUGUUGCAGGUGAAGCUGAUUUCUAUGAUCCUGAUCAGCCUCUGUGGACUAAUAAUCGUCCUGAUACAUCAACUGCACCCUUAGUAGCCCAUAUGUCUAAUGUAGAUGUAACUGAGUCUUUGUUGGAUACCGAACCUUUUGCUCAUCGUCGUUUUGGGUUGUGUGAUGGCUCUGACAAUGAACAUCUGGUCAGAAAUGCUGGGACUGCUCUAGAAUCUCAAAGUACAAGUUUGUCUGUGUGGGGAAGAAUUCGUGGUGCAAAGAAUAGAUCAGAAACAAAAGAGAAAAUGGAUUCUACAGUAAGUUCCUCAAAUUAUAUAGAAAGUGAAGCAAAAGAAGAUGAUGAGCCACUGCAUAAUGUUCUGGGUGCGACCCGCCAAGCAAAGUGGAUCAAUGAGGAUGGCAUUGGCCCGCAAGUUACGGAUUCUUCUCUGAAGACACAAAGUGAUACCGGACGUAAUGUCCGGAAAUCAUCUCAAAAGGCACUACGCACACUAUUUGUGAAUGGCAUUCCCCAGAAAAACAACAAAAGGGAGUCCCUUUAUUCGCAUUUCUGCAAAUUUGGUGAGGUUAUCGAUAUAUAUAUUCCAUCGAAUAGUGAACGAGCUUUUGUUCAGUUUUCCAAGAGAGAAGAAGCAGAGGCUGCUCUAAAAGCACCUGAUGCUGUGAUGGGCAACCGCUUUAUCAAGUUAUGGUGGGCUAAUCGGGACAGCAUUCCUGACAAUGGAAUGAGUAGCAGCAAUGGUUUACCAAUAAACCAUGGAGUGACAGCUGCUUCAGUUCCAUCCCAGUUACCUGUUGGUAACAGAGGAGAAGACAAUCUUCAACCUACUCCUUCCCAGGGUAGGGUUGCUCAAGGUGCUGUUGCUCCUGUGCCUGCCUCCGGUCAUCUCAAGCCAUCUAAUGGUCCCCAAGCCCCACCUUCACAAAAGAAGCUGGAGACUUUAGAACUUUUGAAGGAGGAAAUCCGCAAGAAGCAAGAGAUGCUUGAUCAGAAACGGAAUGACUUCAGGCAAAAAUUGAACAAACUUGAGAAACAAGCUACAGGUCUGAAAGGUGAAGCAGCAUCUGAGCAGGCUGCUAAGAAACAGGAAGCGGGUGUGGUGGCCGAUGUUGCCAAAUCUACAACUCCGAGGUCCACUGAUCCUGUUACUGUGGUAUUAUCACCGCAAGUUGAAGUGACCUCUGAUAAUAGCAAAUCUGCUGAGAGUAUUGUGCCUCAUGGUUCCAAAUCUAGUUCAAUUGUCGCUCUGCAGGAACCUGCAAGCUUGAAACAUUCAAUUCGUCCGUUGACUCCUGUAGGGGCAUCUUUUAUCAUCAAUAGAUUCAAAUUGGACAACCGUCCCACCGCAUUUGAAAUUGUUCCACCAUUGCCAACCGGUCUUGCAAAGGUUGAUAUUUUGAAGGAACAUUUCUCUUCAUAUGGCGAACUUUCUGCAGUGGAGCUAGAAGAUAUAGAGUCCCAGGAAGCCAAUAAUGACUCAGAGACAUCAAAAUUCUCAGCUCGCAUAUUUUUCACUACACGGAGUGCAGCUGAGAGGGCCUUUUUGAAGGGGAAAUGCUGGGAAGGACACAAUUUGCAGUUGAUGUGGCUCACAUCGUGUAAUCCUCGUAUUUCUAGCAAGGAUAUUGGUGACAGAGAAAGUCCAUCAUCUUCUCCUAGAAGGCCUUUGGAUGGUAAUAUUCAGCCUGCAGAAGAAGCAUCUGGUGAUUCCCAGAAAGAAGCUGACUUGGGAAAUGGAGAAUCAGAGUAUGAGGAAAGAAUAGGAAGUGAUGCUGAGCGCGGGGAGACAGAUGGAAAUUUUCAGUCCAGUUCAACCACAACGUCGUGUGAGAAACAGUCAUCUUGAUGCAACAUUUCUUGUACAGUGAGGUAAUAAAAGGCAUAUAUGCCUGAUGGUUUUCUCCAUUUUCUUGUAUUCUGAGUUGAAAAGAGUUGACGCAGACUCUGUUCUUUCAAGGGGUUGGUUCUCCCCUUUUUAGCAUGGCUACUAUCAGUACUUGAGGUAUUUAGUCUGUAAUCCUGAUUGAGGUUAUCUCCUUCUAGGGUUUGAGUGGUUAGAUACUUUCUUACUUUGGGUUCAAAUGAAAGGAACUUGGUUGGAGAAUUGACCUUAUUUAGUAGGAAAAUCGGAUACGCUAUGAUAUUAUGCGAGUCAUAUGACUGUAAAUGGGUGUAUCGUGUU